This is a messenger RNA of Talaromyces marneffei, 2724 nucleotides long. RefSeq lists its product as uncharacterized. The record is from RefSeq and is a predicted model, not a curated record. The transcript has 2 exons. Gene Ontology annotation, biological process: tRNA 5'-leader removal. Gene Ontology annotation, cellular component: ribonuclease MRP complex; nucleolar ribonuclease P complex. The coding region runs from base 1 to 2724 and encodes 907 amino acids. NCBI's taxonomy places the organism in Eukaryota, Fungi, Ascomycota, Eurotiomycetes, Eurotiales, Trichocomaceae.
AUGGCUGCGAAUGCGCGUUCAAAGAGGAAAUAUCCGCUUAUAAACUCCCUAGCUGAUCCAAAACCCGACAGCGCAGCUCGCAAGCGCGCCAAAAAUCACGAUGCUCGUGCUCUGGCCGUGCAGUCCGCCGAUGCAGCUCUGUCUGCCACCGGCGAACUCGACGUUGCGGCAUAUGUAGGAGCUCGCGAAUAUGAGAUUCGAGCUCUGGAAGCUGGAAUCGAUAAAUCUAGAGGCGCGUUGAUGAGUCGUGCAUUUCAGAAAGUGCCUAGAUCGCUUCGGAGGAGGACUGCGAGUCAUAAUGUGAAAAGAGUGCCGAAGAGGUUGCGGGCGAGAGCUAAGAGAGAGAUGAUAGAAGAUAAUACUCCCACGGUGACUGCCCGACGACGAAAACCGACCAAAAUAUUACGAAUCCGCCUCGAGACAGCGCGCCGUCUUCAGAGCCUCAAUAAAAAGACGAAGGAGAAACGAGCAGCCUUGAGAGCAAAACGGGACGAAGAAGCAAAAGAGAAGACUUUGGUGGAAGGAAGCCAUACCCAUACUGUUGCUCCACGAGUUCCUAAGAUCAAGAAGAAUAAACUUUCGCAACCAUUGCCGCCCGAAUCGAAGUAUAGGAAACGUCAGCGGUCCAAAACUUGGCUACCUACGCACAUGUUUCAUGCAAAGAGGGCACAUAUGACCCCCCCUGGAGAACCGCUUUGGAGAUUUGCGGUCCCAUUGACACCGACGGAAAAGAGCUAUCGUCCUACUCAUCGAGCUGUAGGGUCAAGGGGCGCUAUAGCAUGGGAUAUGAGCUAUAUGUCUACUAUCCAACUGGAGGGGACCUUUGCUGCGUUAGAGAAUGCCUUAAAGAGCUUGCGGGUUGAGGGAGACGAUUGUUGGGGACCCAAGGGAAGGAAAUGGAGACAAGGGACAAGAGUACUUCAGAAGUGGUUGUACGAGGCAGACGAGGCUAAAAAACCUAUAGCUCCGGUUACCCUGAUAUGGUGUGUUACAACGCCGAAAGUCGAGGAGGAUCAAGAAAUGUCUAAUGCAGACGAUACAGCAGCAUCAAAAAAACAGCAAGUACGAGAUAAAUUGUUUCUUCGGGUCCACCCGUCUGCCUUUCUGCAGCUUUGGAACGUGCUAUUGCAGGUAUGCAAGAAGCAGAACCCGCCCAUCACGCUUCAAGACUUACGGUUUGAUAUUGGAAGCAUUGAAAUCACAGGACCUGGGUCGACGGAGGCACUUCUUGCUACUAUGCGUCCUUUUAAGUCGAAUGAACCGGAGGAAAAAGAAGGCGAUACUCAUGCUACAACCUGGAAAUCUCUUCUCGGUGUCACGAAUCCCUCUUCUUUGCCAAAUGGAGCCCUCUUGUCAUUCUCCAUUAGCGACCCCCGAUUACACUACCCUGUAAAAACUCUUAAACCCUCGACAUCUGAAUCAGAUAUGAAUAAUCUAGCAACUAUACUAUCUUCAUGGCCACCUGACAGUUGCCGGAAUCCGCCAGCUCUGUUCGACCGCUCUACACGACUGACCUCAAGCCGUCGUCUGCCGAGCCAGAAAGCCAUCAAUCGGCGGAGGACCUUGGCUGGUCCGGGUGUACCACUUAAACCGCAGUCUACCGACCCUCAAAUACCCGUCAUGAUAUAUACAUCGCGGCCAGAAAUCGGUUCGAAAGACAUGAACAAUCAUGGUACCUGGACUGUUCUAUUGCCUUGGAGAUGCGUUACUCCUCUGUGGUAUGUGCUCAUGUAUUAUCCGCUAUCUAGUGGAGAUAACCCUCGGUUUGGUGGUGUAAAGGAACAGCGCCAAUUAGCGUUUGAGUAUGGACAACCCUGGUUUCCUGGCGAUUAUCCCGGAACCCGUGCCGGCUGGGAAUGGAAUGCUAGAGAAGACGAAGAUCGAAAGAAAGAGUGGGAAAGGAGGCCCAAGGGGAAAAGAGUGGAAUAUGAUAGUCUUGACUUGGGUAAUGGCCAGAAAGGGGAGGUAGGGCGAGGCUGGGCUUGCGACUGGGAGAGGAUAGUCCAAAAGACGCAAUCGCCUACCAUGGAUGAGACACAGGACACUGAGAGUAGUCGAAUGAAGGAGGCGGCCCUGCCCGCGGAUUCAAAAACGGACACUAUACCGCCGUUGGGGAUUGCACAUUUAAGACUGGAUGCAAGAACCGCAUCACAGCUGAAUACGAAUGCACGAGCUUGGAAGUUCCCCGAGGAUGGACCGUACUUGGCCACAGUGAGGGCCACACUUUUGGGGCGCGGAACGCCAACGCCAUGCGCGCGUAUCUAUCGUCUUCCAUUGAAGAACGAUGAACUACGUAACCAGUGGCUAUCUACGAAACAAUCUUCUUCCAAGAGUGGCUCUGGUACGAAACCACCGCCAAUACGACCGUCCUCGAAAGCGAAAUCCGCUCCCAUAGACCCGGAGAUGAAAAGAAAGGAAGAUCUACAGAAACUCGCAACAUCAUUACUCGACCCAUCCACUCCUGAACUAGCUUCGGAAAUUCCUCUCCCUCCAGAAGACGACCUGAUCGGCUUUAUAUCUUCUGGUAACUACAACUUGACGGAAGGCAAGGGCACCGGCAUUGGCUCAAUCCUAGUUUCGAAAGUAAUCGAAUCUUCUCCGACGAAAGACACGCAGUCUAAAUCUCAGUGCAACAAGACAGGGCCUUGCCCAGAAAGACGAAUGUGUAUUCUUCGAUCUGCAGGUGAACGUGUUGGUAGACUUGGGCUGUGGGAAUUUGUGUGA